This is a messenger RNA of Scleropages formosus (Asian bonytongue), 2068 nucleotides long. It is a transcript of the gene cdc7, whose product is annotated as cell division cycle 7 homolog (S. cerevisiae). The record is from RefSeq and is a predicted model, not a curated record. Gene Ontology annotation, molecular function: ATP binding; protein serine/threonine kinase activity. Gene Ontology annotation, cellular component: nucleus. Gene Ontology annotation, biological process: mitotic DNA damage checkpoint signaling; protein phosphorylation. The transcript has 12 exons. NCBI's taxonomy places the organism in Eukaryota, Metazoa, Chordata, Actinopteri, Osteoglossiformes, Osteoglossidae. The coding region runs from base 255 to 1793 and encodes 512 amino acids.
GCAGUUCGCUGGCGGAAAGAAAAACUGAGGCGAGUAAGUCGUGCUAAACUGAAAGCGUAAAAAAAAAUGUUUUUUUAUUAUUUCUUAAGAAAGCAGUUUUAACACGAGCAUGGAUGGUGUGUGUUGCUGAAGUAGCGGAAGUACGGUCGAAAGCAGUAAGUUGUGUACGGUACCAAAAAGUGCUAACGGACGUGGGAAGUUAGUUUUGUCAAGUUGAACGAACGUUAAGCCAGACCUAAGGGGCACCUCACAUCAUGUCUAAGGAUGACCAUGGUGUGGAUAUUCAGCCAAGGACUGAAAAUGAUAGAAAACGUAAAUUACCAUGUGAUGUAAAGAGGGAUAUAGAACUGUUGUAUGAAGCUGUGCCCCAGCUCUCCAAAGUGUUUACCAUUAUUGACAGGAUUGGUGAAGGUACAUUCAGCUCAGUGUACUUGGCAGAAGCCCGGAUGAAGAGUGGGAUCACGGAGAAGUUUGCUCUGAAACACCUUAUCCCCACCAGCCACCCAAUACGGAUUGCUGCAGAGCUGCAGUGUUUAACUGUUGCUGGUGGGAAAGAAAACGUCAUGGGAGUAACGUAUUGCUUCAGAAAAGAUGAUCACAUAGUCAUCGUUAUGCCAUACAUGGAACAUCAGGCAUUUGUGGACAUUUUAGGGUCCCUGAGUUUCGAAGAAGUACGACAGUAUAUUUAUCACUUGCUCAAAGCCCUUGCACACAUCCACCACUUUGGAAUCAUCCAUCGGGACAUCAAGCCCAGUAACUUCCUGUACAACCGGCUGGAAAAGAGAUAUGCCCUUGUGGAUUUCGGCUUGGCUCAGGGCACCUCGGACACACAGAUCGAGCUCCUCAAGGCUCCCACGGUGAAGCGCCCCCUGGAGAGCAGGUCUGCAGCUAGGCCCACAGCCUCCUCUGGGAACAAGGCACCAGCGUGCGCAUCGAGCACUGCAGAAUCCACAACUCAGCACUCCUCUACAGCACUACCUAAGAGAUCGCUGUCAGUGGCACGGAUGAAAUACGGCAAGGAAUCUGUGACCAUUGGUCCAGCGCAAAGGUCUGUGUUUGGGGAGAGAAACCUGAACAGCUUACAUUCCAUAGAAGGGGCCAUCCUCAAGCAGCUGGUGAGGCCAACAGCGAGGAAGACAGUUGUGCCAAAGCGGAGAGCCACCCCAGCUAAGGCACUAGCAGCCAGCCAGAGGCCCAAGAUCAGCAGACUGGGGCCAGGCCUCACCUGCAGCUGCUACAUGACGGACCGCGUGUGCAAUGUCUGUCUGUCCAGGAAGCAACAGGUGGCCCCCAGGGCAGGCACUCCUGGCUUCAGAGCACCUGAAGUCCUUACCAAGUGCUCCAAUCAAGGAACAGCAAUUGACAUAUGGUCUGCGGGUGUGAUUCUGCUCUCGCUGCUGAGUGCCAGAUACCCAUUUUUCAAAGCGAGUGAUGACCUGGUGGCUUUGACACAAAUCAUGACCAUACGGGGAUCCAAGGAGACCAUACGGGCAGCUAAGAAGUUUGGCAAGGCAGUGCUGUGCAGCCAUGAGCUGCCAACCCAGGAUCUCCGUACCCUGUGUGAGAGACUGAGGGGCACCCAGCCAUCUGCAGAGGACAAAGUGAAAGAUUUAGACAGCCUGGACAAGCAGCACCCCCUUGAUCGAGGUACCACGGAGGAGGACAAGAGAGGGUGGGACUGUGUACCUAAUGCUGUCUAUGAUCUACUAGACAAACUCCUUGAUUUAAAUCCAGCUACAAGGAUAACAGCACCCAAAGCACUGCACCAUCCACUCUUCAAAGACUUACGAUAACAUUUGUUUCACAAGAGAUGAGCAAGCCGCUCACUGGUGGUGCUAUUUUACACUUGAAUAGUUUUUAUACCCUUGUCCUGUAAUCCUUUGUAUUGUGUUGCGGUGGCACUCAGCCUCUUCCUGUUCCUGGCAAUCCAUCACAAGGCACGUGGCAGGAAGGGAUGUAUGGAUUUCCUGUUUUUCAUUAGUGUGCCAUUUGCAGCAUGGACUAGCAGUGCAGCCCUUUAAAUAUAUUCACCCAUUUGUUUUAGCUUUUAUGUCAUGUUUAUCAUUUU